AUGACUCAGGUGCCUGCUGACUACCUGUCAACAACCAGCUCCUACAACUAUGAGCAGCCCUUUCCCUCCGUGGCUCGGACAAAUGCUGUCACCAAGGUACCCCCAGCCAAAAAAAUAACCUUCUUCAAGAGUGGAGAUCCUCAGUUUGCAGGAGUCAAGAUGGCCAUCAACCAGCGAAGCUUCAAGAGCUUCAAUGCACUCAUGGAUGACCUCUCUCAUCGGGUCCCACUGCCAUUUGGGGUACGGACCAUCACCACCCCACGAGGAAUACAUUGCAUCAGUGAGCUGGACCAGCUGGAGGAUGGAGGAUGCUACCUUUGCUCCGACAAGAAAUAUGUCAAGCCUAUUAGCAUUACUUCUGGGGGACACAGGCCAGGCCCUCCACGAAACGGUCGUCCCUCCAGUACCUUGAGAAGAGCAGCUCAGGAGGGCAAGCUUGAAGAUUAUUCCACACUUUUGACUCAGCAUGGCCCCAGAAUACCCAAGAAAAUCACUCUAGUUAAGAAUGGAGAAAGUGGUUUUCGGCGCUCAAUUAUCUUGAACCGCAGAAAUGCCAGGAGUUUCAAAACGCUCCUGGAUGAGAUUUCAGAGAUCCUGCAAUUCCCAGUGAAGAAGCUCUACACUGUUGAUGGGAAGAAGAUCGACAGCAUGCAGGCUCUGCUUCACUGCCCCAGCGUGCUGGUGUGUGUCGGCCGGGAGCCAUUUAAACCUGUAUCAAUGGAGAAUUUGAGGAAACACUCAGUGGAGAAGCUGCCUGACCUGGCUCCCCGUUCCAAUAGCAACAAUGUCAAUGAAAACAAUGAAAAUAAUGGCGCACCUUUCUCAAACAGUUGCUCGCAUCCCAGACCCGGGGAGCUGGUCCAUUCCUUGGUCAAUGACGACAUAGAAAAACGGGUGCAUGUGAACAAGGAUGGUAGCCUGUCCGUUGAGAUGAAAGUUCGCUUCCGCUUGCUAAAUGAUGAGACUUUGCAAUGGUCCACCCAGAUCAAGAAGUCCAAUCUGAUGAACCAAACACCUUGUGAAGAGUCAGGUGUAGAGGAGGACAGUGGAGUAGACCCCAUACAGAAAAUGAACCCAGAAGCCAGCUCAGAGGCAGAUGAGUCAUUAUAUCCCUGUGAUAUUGAUUCUUACAUGUCAAAACUUGAGGAAUCAGAAUGUGAUGAGGCUCAUUGUCAUAGCUGUGGCAAGAAACACCAGGACUAUGACAUUUGGAAAAAUCCCAUGCACACAUCCCAGAGGGAGGAGCCCAGCGUACGAAGCACCUGGCACACACGGUCGUCAUGCUCCAGCACAUCUUCCCGGAGGAGAGUAGUCCACAAAAAAAAGGCUUCUAUGCAUAGCCUCCACACCACAUCCAGUGAGGAAUUCUCCGAGCACAUUUUGCAAGAGUCCUCAUCCUACUCAGAGACUAUAGAGAACAGAGUGGCAUACCGAUCCAUUAAAAAGUGUAUGUGUCGAAGUGAUUUGUCUACAGGUGUUUCCAGUGGAGAAGACCAGCAAGAGCACUCUCGGACAAGCACAAGCAAUAGUCAGAGACCUUCAUCCUUAAUGUCACAUUCAAGCUGUGAAAACAAUCUGGAUACUCAGGAUGCCCCUAAAGACCAUGAGGCCAGCAAAACCAAUUCACAAAAUGAAGAUGAAAAUUGUUUUGAAGUUUCCUCUGUGAAGUGCUUAAAGGAUGAUGUGGAAGAGGUUGAAUGCAGCAGAGUUGGGAGUGUCAUGUCAGGGUCAUCUCUGCAGUCCAGACAGAGCAAGAAGAAUGUAUGUGAGGAAACAAGUAGCGUGGGUAGGAGCAUGUCCUCCUCCGGCCUUCAGAAGGCAAAUCAAGAAGAUAACACUAGGUGCUCCACUCCUGCCAACAGUGUGCACAGCAAGUCUAGUAACUGUACUAUACCAAGAGCAAAGAGUGAACAGGAUGACCACUCUGAUGACAAUGCAGUGGUCUCUUCUUUCUCCAGUGAGUCCUGCCCUAAGAAAAAGGCUGAAGAAGUUGAAGCAGUACAAGAAGAAAAUGAAAUCAAUGAAGUCAGCUCCGUGUCAGCAAAACCAAAGCCCAGCCAAUCAAUUAGAGAUGAGAGCAGUGAAGGUGAACGAUGCUCUACACAAGGAACCCCCCAUUCCAGAGCUAGUAACAGGAACAGCAAGAGAAGUGACAGCGAUGAGAUUGUUCUGUGCAAUGCCUCUUGUUCUUCCAGAGGAUCCAAAAAGAGCAAACACAGCCAUAUUCAUUUGGAUGCACAGUCUGAAAUAUCUGUGUCUUCACUUGAAUCCACUCCAAAUAAAAAGAACUAUUCCCUACAUACAGAUGAUGUGAGAUCAUGCAGCAGGGCAUCUAUUUACUCAAAAAACUCAUGUGAAAUCAAGAAAAAAUCAAUCAGAGACCCCAUGUCUCAUAACUCAGGAUCUUUUCACUCAAACAUUUCAUCUACUAAUGAAGCAGAGGCAACUGCAGGUUUUACUGAGGAGAAAAGCUUGAAAAGUACCACCAAUGGCUACAGUGAAUCCUCAAAAGGCUCAAAGAAGAGAAGCCAUAGAGAAGAAAAUAGCAACCCAUCAUCCCUCUGCUCACGUCUUUCAAGCCCUAAUGGAAAAGCUGGAGAGGGUCAUUCCAAGAUGAAUUCAGAGGCCCUUUCUUCAAGACAUGGAAGUAUGAGUGAGAGCGUGUAUUCAAAAGGUGACCUCUCAACUGAGACUGGGAUUAGGAAUGUAAAUCCUGCAAGUGUCUCUUCAAGAGUCUCUUCAAAUUCAGAAGUAAAAGAUAAAUGCUUGUUGACACAGAAAUCCCAGGAAAGUGAUGAUAGGUGUUCACAAUCAAACAUAUCUCAAUCUUCAAAAUCAAGGCAGAUAAAAACUAGAAAUCUUCGUGUGAAGAUGUCAAACUCCAGCCAAGCAUCAUUGUCUGAGACUUUGUCAGUAUGUAGUAUGCAUUGCCCUGCCCCACCAAAAGGGAAGCCAAACAGCAAAAAAAUACGGUCAACCAUGUUGAAGCAUUCCUCCAAUAGUACCAUAGGUACUGAGUCAGCGAUGACCACAGGAAAAGAGCAGAAAGAAAUUAUAGAUUCCUCCAAAGCAACUUCCUACGGGUCUAAAUCAGCUGCAACUGAAGUAAAUGAUCAGAAGAAUGAAGAGAUUGAUGACUCUUGCAACAGAAAAGUGGAGGAAGAGUUAGAAGGCACGGGCAUGCAGGAGGAAGGCAGUAAUAUAACGCCAUCUGCUCUACCAAAUACAUCUCCAGAAGAAGUUGUGCAAGAAUGGCUGAGUAAAAUCCCUUCAGAAACAUUGCUUAUGAAAUAUGAAAUGGAGGAUGUUGCAGAAGAGGAAUGUGUAGAGGCAACCGCUGAGGUAGCAUACUGUACAAAUGCUGAGGAAAUCUCAGAGGAUGAAAAAGCUGAGAAAAAGAAUGUGGAGGAGGCUGAAAAUGAGACAAAGGAUGAAGUGAGAAAAGAGACAGCAGAAGUCACUGUUAUUAAUGAAGAGGCUGAAGAAUGCGUGAAUCAGGAACAAAUCUCUGAGGUGGUGUCCGAAGCUGCCAAGGCCGACCAGGCAGAAAGCAGCCAGUCAGUUAAAUCCAGCCAAAAUAACAACAGAAGAGACCUGCCAACCUCUGUCCAGACUUCUGUCCAGAUCAUGAAGGCCUUGCUCAGUUCAAAACAUGAAACAAAAUUUGACCGAUCAAACAGUUUGCCUGAAGUGUCCCCCGCUAUGGGGAGAAAACUGAGUAACUCUGCCAACAUUUUGAUUACUUGUCUUGCCAGUCUCCAACUCCUUGAUGAAGCUUCAGAAGAUCCAUUAGACAAAUCAAAACCUUUGAAUAAGCCAAAAUAUAUGGAGCUGCUAAAUAUUUUUCAAGCCCUGUGCUUUGGAUGCACAGCGGAAAAAAGUGGUCCAAGUUCAGGUCAAGAGGCAAGUGAGCAGGCAAAGACAGCCUCUGGGUUUAAAGCCCAAAAAUCUGUAGAUUAUGACUUCACUCCCAUGUCUUCCUCCGGGGUUGAUGUUAGCAGUGGUUUUGGUGGCUCAGGAGAAGAGACUACAGCUGGUGCCAAGGACUGUACUUUAAUGGCACAGAAAACUACUGAAUUCAAAUCAGCUGCGCAAGUGGAAAAUGUAGAGGCUGGAACUGAACUGACUGAGGCUGAGGAGCAAACUAAAGAGGAAAAGCAGUCAUCCCGACCUUCGACAGCCUGCUCAAAAUCAAAAGGUGAGGAAAAAGCACAGUCUACUAGAGAGGACUCUCUAAUUCAGGAGGCAGAAGAGAAUGAGGAGGAUCAGUGCAGUAGCUGUGAAAAUGGUCAGGAUGAAGGAAGAGAAAAUGAAAAUGAAGAAAAGAGCAAAUCAGCUGAAAAUGGAGAACAAGAAGAAGCUGAAGCUGUGAAUGAUGAACUCCCAAAAGAAAAUCUUGAAGAGAAAGAUGAUCAGCUAACAACUACUGAUGAUACAAAUGUCAAUGAUAUUGGCUGUGGGACAGAACUGAAAGCUGAUUUGGAAGAGCAGCUUGAAAAAGAGUCUCCAAAUGACCCAGACCCCAAAAUCGAUACGGCCACCAGUGUAGACACAUCCCUUGUCCAGCAAACCCCAAUGGAUCCUGAUCCAACCUGGGUCCUGAGAUUGCUCAAGAAAAUUGAGAAGGAGUUCAUGGCUCACUAUGUCAGUGCCAUGGAUGAGUUCAAAGCCAGGUGGAACCUGCAGAACAACCAGCAGAUAGAUGAAAUGAUACUGGAGCUGAAGGAGGAAGUGAGUAAAAGGAUACAAAAUAGCAUAGAGAAGGAGCUGAGGAAGAUCAAAUCCAGAGCAGGGAAGAAGACACCAAGACCUCUGGAUGAACCACUCAAACACAAGUCAACACUCCAAACUGAGCAAAGGAGACGGCAAUUGCAGACUAUGCAUAAACAGUCACUCUUCAGUGACAAGAAUGGAAACCAGAGUAGACUAGAGGACAUAUCAGACGUAUCAUUUAAUGUAGAUGAAGAUAUAGCAUUUAGUGCAGCUUUUGAGGCCAGUGUUAGUAAACAAACAAGUGAUGAGGAAUACUGCCCAUGUGACUCUUGCGCGAGGAAAAAAAUGGCUUCCAAGCCUACACAAAACCCAGUGGUGGCCACCAAUGCCCCAGUCAUGAAAGCAUUUGAUUUACAGCAAAUCCUGAGGUUGAAGAAAAAUGAUAAUGAGGAAGCCUGUGUCUCAGAAGCAGCCCAGGACAUCAAAACAAUUCCCAGCAGUUCUGUGAAAGAAGCAGCAGAAAACGGCAAUCCAAAUGAGGAGAAUGAUGAGGGUGAACUUCAGCCAAGUGAAACGGAAGUAGAGGGCAAUGAAGAAAAGGAGCCAGAAUUAAACGAAGUGGGGAGCUCAACAUUAACCGGAGAUGAAGAAGGACCUGAAAUAUCAGAGAGUCAAAACUGUGAGAUGGAGGAUGAGGUUAAAGAUGAAGAAACCAAAGAAGAAGAAAAGGAAGAAGCAGAAGAAGUGGGGGAAGACAUGAAAGAGAGUGAAGAAGAAGAAGAAGAGGAAGAAGGGGAAGUGAAGGAGGAAGAGGAUGAAACAAAAGAGGAGGAAGAAGUGGGUGAGAAGGAGGAAGUGAAGGAGGAAGAGGAAGAAACAAAAGAGGAAGAGGAGGAGGAAGUGAAGGAGGAAGAGGAUGAAACAAAAGAGGAGGAAGAAGUGGGUGAGAAGGAGGAGGAAGAAGCAAGAGAGAAGGAGGAAGAGGAUGAAACAAAAGAGGAGGAAGAAGUGGGUGAGAAGGAGGAGGAAGAAGCAAAAGAGGAGGAG
Molecule: messenger RNA, 5760 nt
Organism: Pygoscelis adeliae (Adelie penguin)
Lineage: Eukaryota; Metazoa; Chordata; Aves; Sphenisciformes; Spheniscidae
Gene: RP1L1
Product: retinitis pigmentosa 1-like 1
Exons: 6
Biological process (GO): intracellular signal transduction; axoneme assembly; photoreceptor cell development
Cellular component (GO): axoneme
Source: RefSeq, a predicted model, not a curated record